Molecule: messenger RNA, 983 nt
Organism: Rhododendron vialii
Lineage: Eukaryota; Viridiplantae; Streptophyta; Magnoliopsida; Ericales; Ericaceae
Product: cell wall / vacuolar inhibitor of fructosidase 2-like
Exons: 1
Coding region: 70-675 (201 amino acids)
Molecular function (GO): enzyme inhibitor activity
Source: RefSeq, a predicted model, not a curated record
UCAUUCCUCAUUAAAGGUAAGAGAAAAAGAAGAGAAACAAACACCAGAAAAAAAGAAAGAAAGAUAAAAAUGAGUCCCACAUCAGGUUUCUUUUUUCUCUUACCUCUCACCCUCUGCCUCUCCCUCCACCCCCACCUCAACUCGGCGGCCACAAACAAUGCCGCCCCCGCCGCCGCCCCCGCCACUCUAGACAAUUCCACAAAAAAUGCCACCAGCAGCCUCAUCGAAAAGGCCUGCAGCGGGUCACGCAACAAGGCCUUUUGCCUUUCGGUUCUAAAAUCCGACCCGGGCAGCAAGACUGCCGACUUAAAAGGCUUGGCAUUCAUAGCCCUCCAGGCCGCGUCCAAAAAUGCCACCAAGACUUCGGUGAAGAUCCAAUUGUGGCUCAACGACACGGAAGCAGAGCCCGCGUUGGACGACGCACUCAGGGCUUGUGACCAGGCGUAUAUUGACGUGGUGGACCAGAUCGGGGAUUCGGUCAACGCUUUGGUCUCGGGCGCAAAUGGCGACGUGCAGACUUGGAUGAAGGCGGCGGUGGCCGAUAUCGACACAUGCGACGUCGGUGUCAAGGGGCUGACGGUGACCCACGCUGUGGAGCUCACCAAAAAGAACCGUGCUCUCCGCCAGUUAUGUAAUACUGCUCUGGGGAUCGUUCGCGUUUUGGCCCAUAGUUGAUUUCAAAUUAUGAUGCCCCAUUGAUUCCUUAGGUGUUGCUUAAAAUGGUGCAUUUUUUGUAAGCGAAGACUGGAAGGCAAUGUGGAUAAUUCCAGGUUGUAUUGUCGUGUAUGAGAGGAUUGUUGCCUGCAUUUGAAAGAAGUCACAACUAAAUGCAGUAUUUGACCCCUUUUAUUCCAGAUUUCAGUCCCAUUCCCAUUCACAAUGAGUUGGAGGGACAUUUUUUGCCAUCAAUUACUAGAUGAUAAAUUUACGGCACAAACAACCUAGAUGAUACUUUUGUUGAAGAUUCUCUGUACUUUUUUUUU